UCGUGCUGCCUGCUUAAUAUUUUGUUGCAUUCGUCAUUUGUGUGUCGUGUGUGAUGGUUGUGUUUUAGAACACCUCCAGAGAGUCUAAAAGUUUCAAAAGUUAAAUUUUAGUUCAAUUUGGCAAUUAGGGUAAUAGUAAAAUGACGACUACAGAGACAGUUAUGGAACUCACAAGAGAAGAAAACGGCAAAUUGACUGUGCCUGAAAAAUUGAAAAAAGAUUUUGAUUGGUUUAAAGUUAUUUUAUUCUUGCAUCUAAAUGUUUUAUCAUUGUUAUCGUUGUAUUUAUGCACGCUGGCAAUGAUUAGAACUGUUUUAUUCUUACUAGUGGUAUCAUUUGUGGGACUUCUUGGUGUUACUGCCGGAGCGCACCGAUUAUGGGCCCACAGAUCAUACAAAGCCUCCAAAGGAUUGAGAAUAUUUCUUAUGUUGUGCCAAACUUUAGCAGGACAAGGCAGUAUCUACACUUGGGUUUUAAAACAUCGAAUUCAUCAUCGUUAUUAUGGCACAAAUUUUGAUCCCUACAAUCACAAACGUGGUUUCAUCUACGCUCACUUUCUUCAGUUUUUGGAAAAACCACAUCAGUAUCAAGAUCUCUUAGAAUCCGAAAUUGACAUGUCAGAUAUGGAAGAAGAUGAAGUUGUUAUGUUCCAACACAAAUAUUACUACGUAUUCUACGCUAUUCUUUUUAUUCUACUGCCGAUGAACGCCCCCGCUGAGUACUGGGGUGAAGACGUCGUCCUUUCAAUUAUGAUUAUGGGUUGGCUGAGACAGUAUAUUGUCCUAAACCUUGCUUGGUUGGUGCAUAGCGCAGUUCUCAUUUGGGGCCUUCAACCUAACGAACGCUAUCCAUGUGAUACCAAUAUGGUAUUUUUCGUGAAUAAAACUUUCUGGAUUCCUUACCAUUACAUGGCCCCUUGGGAUUAUCUUACCGGCGAAUUUGGCAAAUAUGCAACUGAUUUUACUAGUAAUUUUAUCAGGGCCUGUGCCGCUGUAGGCUAUGCUUCUGAACUGAAAACUGUAGACAGUGAUCACAUUAAGGAAGCUAUUUACAAGGCUGCUAUUGGAGAGAAGUCGUUAGCCCAGUGUUUGAAUGAUCUGGAGCAUUUAAGCAUCGAGAAGGAAUUGUAUUUGAAACCUUGUAAUGUCAUGAUGUAAUUAUUUUAUAACAGAAAAAGUAAUUUAUUGGUGUGAAAUAUAUUGCAGUUGCUUGUUU
Molecule: messenger RNA, 1215 nt
Organism: Dalotia coriaria
Lineage: Eukaryota; Metazoa; Arthropoda; Insecta; Coleoptera; Staphylinidae
Product: acyl-CoA Delta-9 desaturase
Exons: 4
Coding region: 141-1157 (338 amino acids)
Biological process (GO): unsaturated fatty acid biosynthetic process
Cellular component (GO): endoplasmic reticulum membrane
Molecular function (GO): iron ion binding; stearoyl-CoA 9-desaturase activity
Source: RefSeq, a predicted model, not a curated record